Meloidogyne enterolobii is the source of this 2131-nucleotide messenger RNA. NCBI's taxonomy places the organism in Eukaryota, Metazoa, Nematoda, Chromadorea, Rhabditida, Meloidogynidae. The record is from the annotation of a GenBank genome assembly.
AUGAAAAAUAAAUCAUUUAAUAAUUUAUUUGGAAUUAAUUUAAUUAAAAAUAAGGUUUCUUCAGACAUUUUGAGAGCUCAGGGUUAUUCUCAACAAUUUAAAUCUUUGCUUUCAACACCUAAAAGUAGAAGGGAUUCUGUGCCUGGUGAUACUUGUCAAACAUUGACGGCAGGAAAAUCAGCAACUCCGAGGGGGGCAAUUAGUCAACAACAAAGUUUAGAGGAAAGAUGUAACGGCGACCUCACACAACCUCCUUCCUCAAUUUUGGUUAAUUCUUCCGGCGGUGUUUGUGAAGGAAAUAAUAAUAAUUAUUUAUUAUCAACUACUACAGAAUUAAAUCUUCCAAAAUCCUUAGAAUGGAGUCCAACAAUUGAAGAAGAAAUUUUAAAUAAAAAUUCAAAUUUAGCCGACCCCCAACAACAAACCAAUCUUUUAUUAUUACAACAAAAACAACAACAAAUUUUGAGGAGAAGACAGUCUGGUUAUGGUAUCUCCAUAACAACUGAAAGUCAAGCAAAAAUGCGUUGUAAAUUGCAAUUAACAGCUCUCAAAAUUGUUUCAAAAAAUUCCCUUCCCUCUUUAUUUUUACGUUCAGCAUGUGUUGCUUCUACACUUUUAUUAAUUGCUUCUUUAGUUAAUUAUCAUCGAACAGAAGUUAAAAUUGCUUUAAUUGAUAGCGGGGCUGAAGAUUGGCGUGUAGCAGUGACGACUGACAGAAUAAUUAAAUUAUUUAUCGAAAUAUUUAUUUGCGCAAUCUGUCCGUUCCCGGGAAGUGGCACUAUUUCUUGGCCUUAUAUUUCUGCAGAUGAGCACAGUUUUACAAAAGUUUCUGUCCCUUUGGAUGUUUUGUUGGCCGUCCCUAUGUUUUUACGUGCUUAUUUGCUUUGCCGUUUUAUGGUUUUACACUCUAGACAAUUCCAGGAUGCCGCUACUCGUUCAAUAGCUGCAUUAAAUCGAAUAUCAAUGGAUUUUCGUUUUGUAAUUAAAACAAUGAUGGCUGACCACCCAAUGACUGUUUUAGUUAUUUUUACUUGUUGCUAUUGGAUGUGUAUGUCUUGGAUGUUUACUCAAUGUGAACGUUAUAAUGGAAGGGAAGCAAGUACUGAAUAUUAUUAUAUGAAUUCUCUUUGGUUUAUUAUGGUUACUUUUAUGUCUAUUGGUUAUGGAGAUGUUGUUCCAACAAGUUAUUGUGGCCGUUUACUUUCAAUUACAACGGGGAUUGUUGGGGCGGGGGUCUCUUCAGCAUUAAUUGCCGUUAUUUCUCGAAAAUUAGAACUUUCCCGAGCAGAAAAACACGUAAACAAUUUUAUGGCAGAUUCUAAAUUGACAAAUGCACGGAAAAAUGCUGCCGCUUCUGUUCUGCAACAUACUUGGUUUAUACAUAAAUAUCAACAAAGAAAUGGACAUAAAGGGGAUGAAAUUAGAUUAAGACAACAUCAAAGAAAAUUUUUGAAUGCAAUAAAUGAAUUUAGAAGAAUUAAAUGGGAUCAAAGAAAAUUACAAGAAAGGGGGAAUUCUUUGUUGGAUUUACAUACAGAAAUGCACGAAACACUUUGGGAAAUGCAUAGAACACAAGAUCAAUUUGUUGGAAUGAUUGAAAUAUUAACUCAAAGAAUAACAGAAUUACAACAAACAGUUUUAAAUACUUCAAAUAUCCAACAACAACAAAUAUAUCCAAAUAAUCAAUUAUUUCCACCAAAUAAUGACAGAAAAAUAUCUACAGGAACACAAUUACGUGUACCUUUAAAUAAUUGUAGAAAAGUUUCAUCAUCUACUACUAAUCACCCAAAUCCAAUUCCUCCCCAACAACAUCCAAACAAUUUAUUUUUAAAAACCCAUCCUUCAAUAGACAAUUCAACAACAAAAAACCAAAAAACUUUAAAUAAUUCAAUAAUUAUUAGCGGAUUUGAAUCGAAUUUAGGUUUAACUAAUUCCUUAUCUUCCCCUUGUUUACAAAAAAGUCAACAACAACAACAACAAACAAUUUUAAAUAAAAUGAGGGUUUUGGUACAAAAUGAAGAUGAAUGUAUUCCUUUAAUGAAUGAUGGAGAAGGGGGAGGGGAAUUAAUGGCUUAAACAAAAGAAAAGAAAAAUAUUUUUGAAGAAAUGGGUAUAUAUUUAAUGUUGUGAU